Messenger RNA from Pyricularia grisea, 1221 nucleotides. RefSeq lists its product as uncharacterized. The coding region runs from base 1 to 1221 and encodes 406 amino acids. NCBI's taxonomy places the organism in Eukaryota, Fungi, Ascomycota, Sordariomycetes, Magnaporthales, Pyriculariaceae. Gene Ontology annotation, molecular function: (S)-2-hydroxy-acid oxidase activity; (S)-2-hydroxyglutarate dehydrogenase activity. The transcript has a single exon. The record is from RefSeq and is a predicted model, not a curated record. Gene Ontology annotation, cellular component: mitochondrion.
AUGUUUUCCAAGGUCGCGAGGUGCCGCCUGGCAACGCCGCAAAGCCACAGGAUCCUACGGCACUUCUCCUCAUCACCCGCGCGGCAGAUCGACUACACGCACGCCGUCGUCGGCGGCGGCGUGGUGGGCCUCGCCGUGUGCCGGGCCCUGUCUGCGCUGCCCGGCACCAGUACGCUGCUGCUCGAGCGCCACUCGGCCGUCGGCACCGAGACCUCAUCUCGCAACAGCGAGGUGAUCCACGCGGGCAUCUACUACGGCGAGGGCACGCUCAAGACGGAGCUCUGCGUCCGGGGCCGCGGCCUGCUAUACGACUUUUGCCGCGCCCGCUCCGUGCCCCACCGGCGCACCGGCAAGUGGAUCGUCGCGCAGGACGAGACGCAGCGCCAGGCCCUGGAGCGCAUCUACGAGCACGCCGGUGGGCCCGGGAUCGGUGUGCCGCUGCGCUGGGUCGGGCGCGACGAGGCGCGGAGGCGCGAGCCCGACGUCCGCGCCGAGGCCGGCGUGCUCGAGAGUCCCGAGACGGGCAUCGUGGACAGCCACGCCCUGAUGCUGGCGCUGCAGGGCGAGUUUGAGGAGAACGGCGGGGACGUGGCGCUGCUCUCGCGCGUGGUUGGAGUCGAGCCCCUCGGCGGCGGCCGGGGGUGGUCGCUGAUCGUGAGGAGUGGCGACGAGACGACCACCAUCACCGCCGAGACGGUCGUCAACGCCGCCGGCCUGGGCGCCGUCGACCUGCACAACAUGGUUGUGCCCCCGGAACGGCACCUGAGGAUGUUCUACGCCAAGGGCAACUACUUUUCGUACGGGGCGUCGCGGCCCCGGGUGGGGACGCUGGUCUAUCCGGCUCCGCGACCUGGUGGUGCUGGGCUCGGCACGCAUCUCACCCUGGACAUGGCGGGCCGCAUCAGGUUCGGUCCCGACGUGGAAUGGGUCGACUCGCCUGACGAUCUUGCUGUGAACUCUGCCAGGCUCCCCGAUGCAAUUGCUGAGAUCAAGCAGUACCUUCCUGGCGUCGAUGAGCAGGCUCUGACGCCGGAUUAUGCUGGCAUCAGGCCCAAGCUGGGAGAGCGGAGCGCUGUGCUUUCGGGGAGUGGCUUUUUGGACUUUGUUAUCAGGAAGGAGGAUGGGUUGGAGGGCUGGGUCAACCUUCUCGGCAUUGAAAGCCCUGGACUAACAAGUAGCCUCGCCAUUGCAGAAGAAGUUGAAAGACUGCUACAUAGAUGA